AUGAACAUCACAGAGUAUCAGCAAAUUGCAACAGUGCAGUACUGCUUUCCUGACAACAACUCAUCAUGCAAAAAGGAGGUCCGAACAGGCACUGGGAAUAUAUUUUUAUUCACUCUCCUUUCAUUUAUCUCUGUAUGCACUGUGUUUUUGAACCUGCUGGUGAUCAUCUCCAUCUCUCACUUCAAGCAGCUCCACACUCCAACCAACCUGUUCAUCCUCUCUCUAGCUGUGGCUGAUCUUCUCGUGGGACUGAUUGUUAUGCCAGUGAAUAUAAUGCAACUAAUAGACAGCUGUUGGUAUCUUGGUACUAUGGCAUGCAUUGUUAUUCCACUGAUCAAUGUUGUCUCAACAUCAGCAUCUCUCUGUAGCCUGACUUUCAUUGCAGUUGAUCGGUACAUUGCUGUUAAUGACCCUUUGCUUUAUUCCACUAAAAUAACAGUUUGUAAAACAUCAGUGACUAUAAUUUCAGGCUGGUCUCUUUGUUUAUUUUAUGCUAUCACUGUUUUUUACUUUAAUGACCAUCUCCUUCAGUCUCAGAUAUCCAUGAGUUGUUAUGGAGAGUGUUUCACAGUUAUAAAAUAUUCCUGGGUGAUUUUUGAUGUAGUGAUUUCAUUUCUAUUCCCUUGUUCUAUUAUACUCAUCUUGUAUGCAAUCAUUUUUUUUGUGGCAAGACAUCAAGCUAAAGCUGUGAGAGCUAUGUCAAUUGGUCGCUCACAGAUACAUGCUGCCAAAAUUUCAAACUCUUCUCAAACUAAAGCAGCAAAAACUCUUGGCAUAGUAGUAUGUUUUUAUAUUGGAUGCUGGAUACCUUAUUUUUUAAGUUCCCUCUCAGCUGAAAGCUUGUCCUCUGUAUCCCUGUUGUGGACUGUGUUUGGCUGGCUAGCAUACAUCAAUUCUUCUAUAAAUCCCCUAAUAUAUGCUAUAUUUUAUCCAUGGUUUAGAGCAUCAGCUAAGUGUAUUGUUACUUGUAGAAUAUUUGACUCUUCAUCAUCAGGAUUCAAUUUGUUUCCAGAGCAUUUUUAA
Electrophorus electricus (electric eel) is the source of this 1023-nucleotide messenger RNA. Its product is annotated as trace amine-associated receptor 6-like. NCBI's taxonomy places the organism in Eukaryota, Metazoa, Chordata, Actinopteri, Gymnotiformes, Gymnotidae. Gene Ontology annotation, molecular function: trace-amine receptor activity. Gene Ontology annotation, biological process: G protein-coupled receptor signaling pathway. The record is from RefSeq and is a predicted model, not a curated record. Gene Ontology annotation, cellular component: membrane.